Molecule: messenger RNA, 1951 nt
Organism: Myodes glareolus (Bank vole)
Lineage: Eukaryota; Metazoa; Chordata; Mammalia; Rodentia; Cricetidae
Source: RefSeq, a predicted model, not a curated record
GCUUCCUGUUGUUGUAAGACUGUCAUCUUGUAGCAGCACAGACUUAGCCCUGGCAUUCAACAUGCUGCUCAAUAGGCUUCCUGGCUGGCUGUAUGCUGUGGCCUGUGGGCUCCUGCUUCUUCUCCUCCACGUGCAUGGCAAGGACUCAGCCAGCCCCAUCAGGAACACACACACAGGGCAGGUGAGAGGAAGCCUCGUCCAUGUGAAAGACAGCGAUGUUGGUGUCCACACCUUCCUGGGGAUUCCCUUUGCCAAGCCACCUGUGGGACCACUGCGCUUUGCUCCCCCGGAGCCCCCUGAGCCAUGGAGUGGUGUGAGAGAUGGGACCUCCCAUCCGGCCAUGUGUCCACAGACUGAUAUGAUGAAAUUAGACUUUGCAGAGACGAUGAAUCUGAUCAUGCCUCCCAUGUCUAUGUCUGAGGACUGCCUGUACCUCAACAUCUACACACCAGCGCAUGCCCAUGAAGGAUCUAACUUGCCUGUAAUGGUAUGGAUCCAUGGUGGUGGACUGGUUUUAGGAAUGGCUUCCAUGAAUGAUGGAUCCAAACUGACUGCUACUGAGGAAAUAGUAAUUGUUGCUAUCCAAUAUCGCUUGGGUGUCCUUGGCUUCUUCAGUACUGGAGACCAGCACGCCACAGGCAACUGGGGUUACCUGGACCAAGUGGCUGCCCUACGCUGGGUCCAGCAGAACAUCGCUUACUUUGGAGGCAACCCUGGCCAGGUCACUAUUUUUGGUGCUUCAGCAGGAGGAACAAGUGUGUCUUCACUUGUUGUGUCCCCCAUGUCCAAAGGACUCUUCCACAGAGCCAUCAUGCAGAGUGGAGUGGCCCUGCUGCCUGACCUUAUCUCUGACACCCAUGAGAGGGUCUACACAACAGUAACCAAACUUUCAGGAUGUGAGGCCAAGGACUCAGAGGCUCUGGUGCACUGCCUACGAGACAAGACUAUAGAAGAGAUUUUGACUAUCAACCAGGUCUUCAGGGUGAUAUCUGGUGUGGUAGAUGGGACGUUCCUACCUAGGCACCCUCGGGAGCUGUUGGCCUCUGCAGAUUUUCACCCUGUCCCCAGCAUCAUUGGUGUUGACAGUGAUGAGUGUGGCUGGGGAAUCCCCUUGUUCAUGGACUUUGAUCAUGUCAUAAAGAACAUAACCAGACAGACCCUGCCAGCUGUUCUAAAGAGCAGAGCCGCACACAUGAUGCUGCCUCCUGAAUUUAGUGACCUGCUGAUGGAAGAAUACAUGGGGGACGUUGAGGACCCCCAGACCCUGCAAGCACAGUUCAGAGAAUUGAUGGAGGACUUCAUGUUUGUGAUCCCUGCACUCCAAGUAGCACAUUUUCAGCGUUCCCACGCUCCUGUCUACUUCUAUGAAUUCAAUCAUCAGCCAAGCUACAUCAAGCAUGUCAGGCCACCCCAUGUGAGGGCUGACCAUGGUGAUCACGUUCCUUUUGUCUUUGGCUCGCACCUUUGGGGCAUGAAUGUUGAACUCACUGAGGAGGAGAAGCUGCUGAACAGGAGGAUGAUGAAGUACUGGGCCAACUUUGCAAGACAUGGGAACCCCAACAGUGAGGGUCUACCCUACUGGCCUGAGUUGGUCCAUGAUGAGCAGUACCUGAAGCUGGACAUCUAUCCUGCUGUGGGCCGAACCCUGAAGGCCAGAAAGCUGAAGUUCUGGACAAAGAUUCUGCCUCAGAAGAUCCAGGAGCUAAAGGGGGCUCAGGUCAACCAUGUGGAGCUUUAGUGUCAGUUAUAAAAAUGAUGGGUGUGGUUGAGGGAAGUUGCGGACAUCCUGAGAUUUAAAAGUGCAUUUAUUUUUCUUUAUUUGUUCCAACACUCACACAAGCAUUUUUAACCUCAGUAUUUGGUCUUUCACAUGUGUAUGACAAACCCUCUGUGUGGUAUUCAUCCUUCUGGACAUAUUUUAUUAGACUCAAUAAAUGGUCCCACAACCAUA